CUUCUUUUUGACCCUCAACUCUUCAACCUUCUUUCACACCUCGAACUCACAUCAGCACUCCUCUCCAAUUUUCCACUUUCACUCUCCCUCUUCCUUUUUUUCGGAGUCAAAAUGUCAAAACCACCCAAACCCCUCCCUCCCCCCUCUCAAAGUUUCACCAACCGCAAAACCAAAAUCUUGUCUGCCCUCUCUGUCCCAGACGCAGAAUACACCGACCUCUCGCCCAAAGGAUCCGUCGAUGUCGGGAUCCGCGACCUCAUCGACGAAAUCAACGCCCGGGAAGGGCUCGUGACAACAAGCAGUUGUGCGGGCAGAGUCAGCGUUUACCUCGAAGGCCGCUCUACUGGUACCUCUCCACAAGAUGAGCGGGAGGAAGCAGCAACAGCGGGAGGGGUGAGGAGUUCGAGUGCUGGGGGGAAGGGAGGCGGGGAGUGGCUGUUUGUCAGCCAUGAUCCCAUCUCUUCGUUGCCGCCUGGACAGCUGGAGCGGGGGUAUGAAUCGUUGUUUGGGUUGGUGUCGUUGCAGGGUCAGGAAGGGGAAGAGGGUGACGAGAAGGGGAGAAUGGUGCACUUCAAGUUUGAGCCCAUGAUUUUACAUGUAUUAACGGCAUCACACUCCCACGCCCAAAAGGUCAUCCAGGCGGGCAUGGAGGCUGGCUUUCGAGAGACGGGCGCUGUGAGCUUACUUUCACGGCAGGACGACGACCACAACCCUGUUGUUGCUGUCAGGUCGAUGGGGUUGAGUUUUGAGAGCUUGAUCGGGGUGGAAGGUACGGAUGGGGUGAGGAGGGCGGUGGUUGGGAGGGGGUACUUGGACCGGGUGGUGAGAAAUAGUGAGAAGUUGUUCAAGGAGAAUGAGAGGCGGAUUGGGAGGUUUAGGGAGGCACUGAAGGGGUGGUUUGAGGAGGGACCUAAAAAGAAGGAUGGUUGGGAGGAUGCAGACGCAAGGAGGGAGAGGAAACGGUCGGAGGGGCUGAGGAGAAAACAGGAACUUGAGAAGGGGAAGCAGGAGACGACUGAAAAGGAGCAGCAAAGUGAGGAGGGUGGUAUAGGAAUCAUACUUGAGCCUCCUGAGGUUCUGUAAAAUAAACAAGCUAAAGUUGAAACAUUUCAUCAUUUUUGGGGUUGGUGAAAUGCAAUUUGAACGCCUGCUUGCCUUGCUUUCCAGUCCAUUGUCUAUAGCUGCUCACUUUUAAGCCUCGACUGAGUGAUAUCUCCCACCAGCCCUCGGCACCCUUCGAUAUGAUACAAGUUUGACACCCCUUGGUCAGUGCUCUCAAAGCCAACUCUGGGUGGUUCGUCAUCUUCACCUCGUUUUAAUCCCUCUAUGAACACCGCUCUCGGCCCCUUGCCUUCGUUUCCCUCCGACUACCAACUUCGUUACCACCCCUAACUAACAACCUUCUCAACCCACCCCUUCUCCACCCUCCUCACCUCCUCCUUAAAAGCCUCCACCUCCCUCCAGCAGUCCAACGGCCGCCUGUCAUUCUCCCUCAAGCACCUCACCACCCC
Podospora pseudopauciseta is the source of this 1511-nucleotide messenger RNA. RefSeq lists its product as uncharacterized. The transcript has 2 exons. The record is from RefSeq and is a predicted model, not a curated record. Bases 112 to 1083 code for a protein of 323 amino acids. NCBI's taxonomy places the organism in Eukaryota, Fungi, Ascomycota, Sordariomycetes, Sordariales, Podosporaceae.